CUUGGACCGAAUUAAUUCUUCUGCAGCGAAUCUGUUUACCUUGUCCUCCAUCGUCGUCCUUGAAAGUUUGAAACUCUUAGUGGAACGAUCUUUUCUUUGGAGGUACCUUUGAUUUGCUCAGUUUUGUACUCUUCUUUUCUAUUAUUGGUUUAUUUUGUUGCUUUCAAUCUGUAGCUUUUCUGGUCGGAUUUCGUCGUCUGAACAAUCGACGAAUUCAAUUUAGGUUUAGGUUUUCCAUCAAUUGGGGUUUGUUAGAAUUCGAUUGAGAGUUGCGAUUUUCAAGAUCUCGUUGAUAUUUAGCGUAUUUGGUUGAGGGUUAAUAGGGAUUUUGAUUCUUAAAACUUGAUUCAUUCGAGGGCGUGGAGUAACCCUCCAAUUCAAGUCUAGGAUAACCAUUUUUUAUGGCAUUUGAAUGCCAAGAGUGCACUGAGGUCUCUAAGAAUUUGGAUAACUGUGAAAAAGAUUCUUGUCUCGAACAAAUUGAAGCACAGCAUAUUAACAUCUCAACGUUAGAUUGUCAUCAUAAGAACUGCAUUAAAAGUUCUUAUACUGCAAAACAGUCUCCUUGCAACAAUGUUUUGUCUGGUUGUCGUCUGUCAAUUACUGACCUUCCUCCAGCUUUAAUUUCCGAAAUCCUCAAUUGCCUUGACCCCAAAGAACUUGGCGUCGUUUCCUGUGUAUCACCUAUCCUCUAUAGGCUUGCAUCAGAGCACCGGGUUUGGAAGGAGUUCUAUUCUGAGAGAUGGGGACUUCCCAUAGUUCCCACAUCUAUGGUUUCAGAUGAGAAAUCAUGGAAAGAACUGUUUGUUCAAAGGGAGUUUAGAAGUAAAACAUUUCUGGGACGUCAUAGCAUCGAAGCUUUGUUUGGUCACACUGAAGCAGUGCGCACAGUUUUCCUUCUUGCUUCUGCAAAGCUGAUAUUUACAUCAGGCUAUGACUCGGUGGUCCGGAUGUGGGACAUGGAAGAAGGGUUGUCAAUUGCAUCAUCACGACCCCUUGGUUGCACUAUCAGAGCUGUUGCCGCAGAUACUAAACUCUUGAUUGCUGGGGGUACUGAAGGGUUCAUUCACUGUUGGAGGGCCGUGGAGGGUCUCCCAUGCUUAUUUGACCUUAGGGGUGCCGAGGCACAGAACACUGAGUCCCGGCUUUGGGAACAUGAAGGACCUGUAACUUCUCUGGCAUUGGAUCUUACAAGCAUUUAUAGUGGUUCAUGGGACAUGGCUGUUCGGGUGUGGGAUCGUGCUUCUCUUAAGUGCUUAAAGGUCUUGAGGCAUGGGGACUGGGUUUGGAGCCUCGCACCUCAUGAUACUACUGUUGCUAGUGCAUCAGGUUCUGAUGUAUAUGUGUGGGAAACAAAGAAAGGAAUUCCUUUGGGAGUCAUUCAUAAUGCUCAUGAUGGGAAUAUUUAUUCUUUGGCUCGAAGCCACACAGGAGACUUUAUAUUCACAGGAGGAGAAGAUGGGGCUAUACACAUGUUCGAGAUGACAAGUCAUUGUGUUAAAGCUGAUAUCGUGCGGGUUGCAACAUGGAUUCCUCACUCAGGGCCUGUUUACUCCCUUGCAUUUGAGUUUCCAUGGCUUGUUUCGGCUUCAAGUGACGGGACGAUGUCACUGAUAGAUGUGAGGACACUUCUGAGGACCAGAAGACGCUCUCUGGGAAAGAAUGCUAUGAAGUUCAAGCAUGCAAAUCCAAACAGUCUCGAACCACCCCAGAGAAUGUUACAUGGGUUUGGGGCCAAUUUAUUUUCUGUGGAUAUUGGGGCUGAUCGUAUCAUUUGUGGAGGUGAGGAAGGUGUUGUUAGGAUCUGGAACUUCUCUCAAGCUUUGGAAAUUGAGCAGAGGGCUCGCACACAGAGAGGAAGGCGGUUAGAGAACAGGAUGAGGCGUAAACUCCAAAUAGAUAUGAACCGGAAGGGUGCUCAGACUGAUCAAUGCUCUGUUUCUGCCAAGAACAACUCAAUGCAUGGUGAUAGGAGUGCCUGGCACAAUAAACGUGGGAUGAGCAGGAAGCUGAAGGCAUAGCAGCUACUGGCAAUCACUCUUUAUUCCCAGGGACCACCUGCACUGCCCUUUGGUAAUCAUUCUACAGAUAUGGUUUAAACUUGCGGGAUCACUGAUCUUUUAGGUGUUAUUUCGAAAUGAAGCUUAGUGUUGGUUUUUUAGUGAUUUAGAGAUACUCUUGCUCUGAUGAUAUUCUCAUCAACAACAGUCCGCUAGUAUAUUUUCAUUUCUGAGACAUCAGAGAUUUUACUUUGUUUUGUUUUUCUCUUAUGCUUUGGCCUUAGUGCUGACAAAAUACCAAAAUAAGAUGCACAUGAUACAGA
Tripterygium wilfordii is the source of this 2323-nucleotide messenger RNA. RefSeq names its product F-box/WD-40 repeat-containing protein At5g21040-like. Gene Ontology annotation, cellular component: preribosome, large subunit precursor. NCBI's taxonomy places the organism in Eukaryota, Viridiplantae, Streptophyta, Magnoliopsida, Celastrales, Celastraceae. The transcript has a single exon. Gene Ontology annotation, molecular function: protein binding. Bases 402 to 2021 code for a protein of 539 amino acids. The record is from RefSeq and is a predicted model, not a curated record.